Thelazia callipaeda (thelaziosis nematode) is the source of this 813-nucleotide messenger RNA. NCBI's taxonomy places the organism in Eukaryota, Metazoa, Nematoda, Chromadorea, Rhabditida, Thelaziidae. The record is from the annotation of a GenBank genome assembly.
AUGUGGUCAUUUUCGAAUCAUUGCGCGCAAUAUUUUGUAUUUUCAGCAGGAUAUGGCCCAGAAAAGUUUGGUGGUUUUGUAGAAGGACUGGAUAUAUCUGUUAAAUGCUUUCAUUUCUCAUUUCCUUCAUUUUACUUUAGUUCUCUAUAUCAUAUUUGCACUGAAUUAAUUACAGUUGCUAGCAGAAUAUUGACAGGGUUCGGCUACAGAAUUCGAGAUAAGAUAUCAUUGUCACAUCCAAAUCAACAAGACGACAGUACAUCAAGCCUACCUGAUGGCAUUUUCCAUUAUAGCAAUAAAGAAAUGGAAUCAGAUGCUAACUUUAAUCUGCCACACUUUUAUGGAAGUCAAGAGGAAAUCAAUCCUAUGACUAUUGCUAAUGAAUUACUGAAUGCAAUUUCAAGUGCUAAGCAAAAAAACGAAGAAUUAACAGGAAUCAGCCUACCAAUGCCAUUUGGUAUGAAACCUUUGCGAGUUAAACUUGCAAAUAGCAGGAAAAAGGCAUUUCGAAUGGGAAAGCAAUUUGAAGAAGAGUUAGAAGUGUCAUCUGAAUCGCCCAAAUCAUCAUCGAACAUACCUCUCAAAUUAGACCGAGCAAGCUGGAAAGCGCUUAAGAAUGCUCGACUCGCGUGUCUUCAGGAUGAUCAAAAUGCUUGUGACCAGGCUCUUGAAAAGUAUCAUCAAUUACGCUUCAACACUUCCCCCGUAACUCGAAGUCGUGAAAUGCGAGCUAUAUUGUUAAAACACCCUGAAAGUUUCAUAUUGAACAGUUUUUUGAAAUGGAUCAUGCCUAAUUUAAAAUCACUAAACUGA